Molecule: messenger RNA, 1933 nt
Organism: Crotalus tigris (Tiger rattlesnake)
Lineage: Eukaryota; Metazoa; Chordata; Lepidosauria; Squamata; Viperidae
Product: glutathione S-transferase 3-like
Exons: 7
Biological process (GO): xenobiotic metabolic process; glutathione metabolic process
Molecular function (GO): glutathione transferase activity
Source: RefSeq, a predicted model, not a curated record
AAAAUGGUCAUAAAUCACUUUUUCCAGUGCCGCUGUAACUUCGAACAUUCACUAAAUGACCUGUUGAAAGCUGAGGACUGCCUGUAUAUCGGCAAGGGCUUGUAUAUUACAUUUUGUGUGACCCAGCUCUGAUAGAGGCAAAAAGCUGCAAAAGAAUGUAAUCCCCCAUCGUGUUAUUAGCUGCCUGGAGUUAUUUGUUUAGCUGCCAUCUUGACUUAUUCGACACCCUCUCUGUGUUUAUCCCAGUGGUGGGAUUCAGCUAGUUUGCACCACUUCGGCAGAACUGGUAGCUAAUAUUUUGUUGCUCAGGCCCAGUACGGACUUCCGGAAGCAGCAUCCACACAGAGAACCAGUUGUUCACAUAUUUGAAUCCCACCACUGGUUUAGCCCUAACUAUAGUUAAAGUCUUCCAGAAGUGUUUUAUCAUUGCCAUAAACCCCAAGGGAAUGCAUUUAAUAAUUUGGCAAUUUAAUAUUCUAUUUACAAAAUAGUUUUAUAAUUAGAUGGGAUAGUUUAAAAAAGAUUUUUUUAAAAUAAUAUUCUAGUAGUUGUGUUUACAGUGUAUUUAGAUUGCUCCAUUUUAUUUCUUCUAGUUUAUUUAGAGAUUUUAAAUACUGUUUUACCCGAACAGUGUAAUCCUGUAGCAUCAAUAACAGUAGACAAUUCUAGGCAGUGAUCACAGUGAAGGAGUCAGUCCGUUCAUUUUGUAAUUGGGCCUAAUCCAAAGUAUUUUGCUCCCAGGUUCAAUCUAUGUUAUGAUAAAUUUAAACAGGCAAUUCAGUGGGAACGCCUUUUUCUAACAGGGGAAGCAGAUUAUAAGUAGACAGAGCUUCUUUUCUUCGUAUGAUUUUUUGGUGGAGGUACAAAUAAGACCAGGCUUUGCAGGAAAUCCAAAACUUGCAAAAUAUGUCUGGGAAACCCAAACUGACCUAUUUCAAUGGCAGAGGACGAAUGGAAUCAGUACGCUGGCUCUUAGCAGCAGCUGGAGUUGAGUUUGAAGAAGUAUUUUUGGAAACAAGAGAACAGUAUCUGAAAUUACGUGACGGUGGAUACUUGCUGUUUGAUUAAGUCCCCCUGGUGGAGAUGGAUGGGCUAAAGUUGGUCCAGACCAAGGCUAUUCUCAAUUACAUUGCGGGGAAAUAUAAUCUCCUUGGGGAGGAUCUGAAAGAACGAGCACAAAUUGACAUGUACGCGGAAGGCACCAUGGACUUGAUGGGCCUUGUUUUGUGCUACCCGUUUUCCUCACCUGAGCAAAAAGAGAAGCAACUGGCUGCCUUUAUCGAAAAGGCUGUGACCAGGUACCUCCCAGUCUAUGAAAAGGCUCUGGAACAUCAUAAGCAAGAGUUCCUAGUUGGUAAUCGCCUCAGCUUCGCAGAUAUACAAUUGCUUGAAGCAAUUUUAAUGUUGGAAGAGAGAAAAGCUGAUAUUCUUGCGCCAUUCCCUCAACUACAGGCUUUCAAAGCAAGGAUAAGCUCCAUUCCCACCAUUAAGAAAUUCCUAGAACCUGGAAGCCAAAGAAAACCAAUCGCCAAUGAUGCUUAUGUAGCUGUUGUGCUGAAGGUUCUUCAGCUGAAUUUCUCGUAACAUCAUGUCUGCUUGCCAGAACAUCAGAUAAUCAGACCCAGUGCAAGCCAAGAAGAUUUUCAUCAGACAACAAGGAACCCACUCCAACCUUUACAAGCUGUCCUAAAGGACUCCUUUUAUUACUUAACCUCAGAUGUUGAUACAUCUCCCACCCUGGUUUAUAUGCAAUGGUGUUUUCCCACAGAGGACUCCCCAUUGUUGUUUAUCAUGGCACAGUGCUGCCAGAUGUGCUAAAUGCAUGGAGCUUACCUACCCCUCAUCUGGGGAAUAAUUGAGAAUCCUCUUUUUGUUUCCUAAAAGCAAAAGAUUGUCUGCUGGGACCAAAAACAAUAAAUGGCUUACUCUUUGG